UUUCGUGCAAGGUGCAUAAAUUUCAUAUUUCACGAAUAAAUAUUUAAUUACACAGUGAAUAAAAAAUUUAUACAAGCAUGUUUACUUUACCUGUAGUUAAUAUUGGUAUAAAUAAUUGUUCUUGAAUCGUUAGAUAAUUUUGUUUUUGUUAAUUCUUAAACAUGGAAUGUUUUUGGUCUGACCUGAGUAAACAUCCUCAAUGUCCACAUGGGCCAACUUUAUUAUUUGGAACAUAUGAAAAUGGUAAAUUGGAAAAAUUUUAUGUAUGUGCUGCUUGUCGCGAGAGGAAGAUGUGCAAAUUUUACUUAAAAGAAAAUGAAAAAUUAACAAAACAACAGGCAGCUAAAUGGGAACAAGAGAAGAAGCAAUUUGUUAAUCGUUAUCAUCAUAGGCCAUUAUAUGUACGUUUUAAUGAGAUAAUGUAUGUAACACCAGAAAAUAGAUGUUACUGCCACACUUGUGAACAAUUGAUAUUCAAAACUGAGAAGGAUAUGAUGAACAACCAUAAAAAUCAUGACAUAAAGGAAGGUCUUACAGAUUAUGAAAUGAAACAUCCAACAGAAAUCUUGAAACCUUUAGAAAAUUCUAGACAAGAAGCUCAAUAUUUCUUCACAAAACAAUCUACUGAAGAUAUAGUGAAUAUACUUGUAAAACUGAAAGCAAAACAAAUUCUUUGUAUCUGUACUCCAAAAAUCCAUGAAUAUAUUUUAGAGCAUCAUGAAGAUACAAUAUCUUCACUCUUAUUAGAUUUUGAUGGAAGAUUUCACAAUUUUUUUGGGCCAUUAGAUUAUUGUUGGUAUAAUCUACUGAAUAAUCAUUUUUUUAAUGAAAGUGCAGCUCAUGUAUUUAAAGAUUUUCUUAUGCAAAAUGGAGGAAAGGAUACAUAUUUAGUAUGUGAUCCACCAUUUGGUAGUAGAGUAGAACCAAUAUCUUGGACUAUAAAAAAGAUUUCUGAACUUCAUAAGAAAUGGAAUAAUAUAGAAGAUGAAAAUAACAGUUUAAAAGUUAUGUUUAUAUUUCCAUAUUUUAUGGAAUCUGUAAUGAAACAGAAAAGUAAUCCACCUGGUAUAUCCGGAGGUUUGAAAGACCUAAACAUGACUGAUUAUAAAGUAACUUACAAUAAUCAUCCAUUAUUUAUAACAGACACAAAGACUACCAAGAUACCAUCACCUAUUAGAAUUUUUACAAAUGUAUCAUUAAACUUAGUUAAACUCCCAGAAGCUCAUGGUUAUAGAUUUUGUAAAAAAUGUCAGAAGUGGGUUGCUAAAGAAAAUAAGCAUUGUAAAAAAUGUCAAGAGUGUACCUCGAAAAAUGGUCUUACUUAUAAACACUGUGAUAUAUGUAAAAGAUGUGUGAAACCUUAUUGGAAGCAUUGUGAAACUUGCACAAGGUGUAUUGUAACGAAACAUUUAUGUGGCCAAAGGCCUCAUGUUGUUGGAAAAUGUUUUAAGUGUAAUGAAGCUGGACAUACUGAAAAAGAAUGUGAUGUGGAUGAAGAAAUUGAUAUAAAUACAACAAAGGCUAAAAUAGUUAAAAAACGCAAAACUAGCAAUAAAAAAGCCAACAUUAACAAUGCCAAAAAGCGGAAAAUAGGCGAUUCUUGUGUAUCUGAAGAAGAUGAGAAAAACAUUUCGAUAAGCAAAAAUACUACUAAAGUAUCCAAAAAAUUAGAGAAGAAAGGAAAGAAGCAGAAGAUAUCACCAGAGCUCAAAGUAAAGACUUUGAAAAAACCUCACCUUCUGAAAAUGCAAAAAAACAUAAAAUUACACGAUCAAUCAAACGGAAUUGUAAAUACGAAGAAGAAACUAAGAAAACAACAAACGUAA
Messenger RNA from Eufriesea mexicana, 1826 nucleotides. RefSeq names its product zinc finger CCHC domain-containing protein 4. The transcript is spliced from 4 exons. The record is from RefSeq and is a predicted model, not a curated record. Gene Ontology annotation, biological process: rRNA methylation. Gene Ontology annotation, cellular component: nucleolus; cytoplasm. The coding region runs from base 162 to 1826 and encodes 554 amino acids. NCBI's taxonomy places the organism in Eukaryota, Metazoa, Arthropoda, Insecta, Hymenoptera, Apidae. Gene Ontology annotation, molecular function: zinc ion binding; nucleic acid binding; rRNA (adenine-N6-)-methyltransferase activity.